CGGUCACGCUAGGUCUGAUCUUGGAUUUAUUAUGGUGUGAAAAUUCCGGAGCAUAAAAACAGUUGAAAUCGUUGUAUGUGCCAAACCCCAGAAAAGAGCCGGGAAUCCAAGUCAGCCACCUGUUGAACAUAAUUCAACCACAGCAUAAUGGACAAGUUGCGCCGCGUGCUGAGUGGAGAUGAGCCCACUCCGGAAGAGGAGAGCAGUAUCAUUACACAGAUUAACGACAUGUCCACUUUAAGUUGGUCCACUCGCAUCAAGGGAUUUAUCAUCUGCUUCGCCUUGGGUAUUUUACUUUCCCUACUCGGCUCGGUUGCCCUAUUUUUGCACAGGGGAAUUGUGGUCUUUGCGGUCUUCUACACCCUAGGAAACGUCAUCUCAAUGGCCAGUACUUGCUUCCUCAUGGGUCCCUUUAAGCAGAUCAAGAAAAUGUUUGCGGAAACCCGGCUGAUCGCAACCAUCAUAGUACUCGUCAUGAUGGUCCUUACGUUCAUAGCUGCUAUUGUGUGGAAAAAGGCUGGACUCACGCUAAUUUUCAUUAUCAUACAAUCUCUGGCCAUGACCUGGUACUCGCUGUCGUACAUCCCCUAUGCCCGCGAUGCGGUCAAGAAGACCGUAUCGGCAAUCCUGGAGGUCUAGAAUCAGUUGCGCUUCUGUACAUAACUCGAAAAAGCCAGAUUGGUUGGGAGCUUAAGCUAAGACAAUUAAAUCAUUUGUAUUAAUCUAGCACUAGAACAUAGCAAGUCCUUUAUAUUCUCUUAUUAACAAGUAA
This is a messenger RNA of Drosophila yakuba, 772 nucleotides long. RefSeq names its product vesicle transport protein SFT2A. Gene Ontology annotation, biological process: vesicle-mediated transport. The transcript is spliced from 4 exons. The record is from RefSeq and is a predicted model, not a curated record. Lineage: Eukaryota; Metazoa; Arthropoda; Insecta; Diptera; Drosophilidae. Gene Ontology annotation, cellular component: membrane. The coding region runs from base 148 to 639 and encodes 163 amino acids.